AUGUCGCCCAUCACGCGCAUCUUAUCCCGAGCAGUCAACAAACCAUAUCGCACUAAAGAACUGCAAGCGGAGAUUCCUCCUUUUCUUAAUGAAGAUGGCUAUAUCGAUUUUGCCCCUGGUGACAUUGAAAAUCCUCGAAAUUGGUCGAUGCGUCGCCGCGCUGGUGUCACUAUAGCUGCCGUCCUGCUAGUUGUAAAUGCGACUUUCGCUUCCAGUUCUCCAAGUGGAUGUUUCACCUCCAUUUCGAAACAUUUCAAUGUGUCAACUGAGGUGGCCGGCCUUACCAUCACACUUUUCUUGCUCGGAUACUGUGCAGGACCCCUCAUUUUCGCUCCACUGAGCGAAUUCUAUGGCCGUCGAUGGAUCUUCUACAUCACUUUUCUACUUUACCUCGCUUUCAAUUUCCUGUGUGCCUUCGCACCCAAUUUUGGCAGCCUGCUAGUAGGCAGGUUUCUCACCGGAACAUUUGUCUCGGCCCCGUUAAGCAACUGUCCGGGGGUUCUAGCUGAUGUAUGGAAUCCUCUGGAACGUGCGAAUGCAAUGGCCGGUUUCUCGGCAAUGGUCUGGAUUGGACCUGCCUUGGGACCUGUAGUUGCUGGCUUUCUAGAGCUGAAGGAAGACUGGCGUUGGAGUUUUUAUGUACUCCUUUGGCUUGGGGCUGCAUCCGCGUUGAUUAUGUUGACAAUUCCCGAGACGUAUGCGCCAAUAGUUCUUUAUAACAAGGCUCGACGGAUUCGGCAAGCAAAAAUCCUCGGAUACGAACAUGUUAAAGCCCCGGUCGAGGAUAGUGACCGGACAUUGGUCGGUAUCUAUAAAGUGGCGUUGAUCAGACCUUGGAUUAUUUUGUUCGACCCUAUCUCCUUGCUGUGCGCUAUUUACAUGGCAUUCGUUUACACCUUGCUAUAUAUGCUCUUCAGUAUUUAUCCUAUUGUGUUUCAGGAGAAACGAGGGUGGAACUCAGGUGUUGGGGAGUUACCACUGCUCGGUACUGUUGUGGGAGCUCUCUUUGGUGGUGCGAUUGUUUUGAUGGACACUCACCGUCGCCAGAACAAAAUCAAGAGGGGCGAACUGCAGAUGGAAGAUGCCGUUCCUGAAGAUCGACUACCACUUGCCAUGAUUGGAGGAAUAGGCUUUGCGGCGACAAUGUUCUGGUUUGCAUGGUCUGCCGAAUACAACGAUGUUCAUUGGAUUGUUCCCACAAUCGCAGGAGCACUUCUUUCAAGUGCACUGCUUCUGAUAUUCGUCUCAUACCUCAACUAUCUCGUGGAUGUUUACCUGAUGUAUGCCGCCUCGGCCAUUGCUGCGAAUACUAUUGCUCGUUCUGCCUGUGGCGCAGCCGCUCCCCUUUUUACAAACCAGAUGUUUUCGGCUCUAGGUGUGGGAGGAGGUGGCAGUUUGAUUGGGGGCGUUGCAGCGCUCCUAGCCGUCAUACCUUUCCUAUUUUACAAGUAUGGGAAGCAGAUAAGGAUACGGAGCAAGUUUGCGCCAACGAAAGGGACUCCUAACAGCAAUGUCCAAACGAUGAAGGACGAGGAGGCCGGAGUUCAAGAGCAGCCAGACACAACUUCUUCGAGCUAG
This is a messenger RNA of Penicillium macrosclerotiorum, 1578 nucleotides long. RefSeq names its product MFS transporter. The coding region runs from base 1 to 1578 and encodes 525 amino acids. The transcript has 2 exons. Gene Ontology annotation, molecular function: transmembrane transporter activity. Gene Ontology annotation, biological process: transmembrane transport. NCBI's taxonomy places the organism in Eukaryota, Fungi, Ascomycota, Eurotiomycetes, Eurotiales, Aspergillaceae. The record is from RefSeq and is a predicted model, not a curated record.